AGUUCUCGCGAGGUUAGGACGAACCACACACGGAAGUCAACCGUCCUCACCGUUCGUCUCCACGGGCUCAUCUUGUGAAAACGCGUUUUAUCAGCGUUUCAACAGACCGAAAUGGGGAAAGCCGAUUUUCUCUCGCCCAAGGCGAUAAGUAACCGGAUAAAAUCCAAAGGUCUCCAGAAACUGCGGUGGUAUUGUCAAAUGUGUCAAAAACAAUGCCGAGAUGAGAAUGGCUUCAAGUGUCACUGCAUGUCCGAGUCCCACCAGAGGCAGCUUCUGCUGGCCUCGGAGAGCCCACACAAGUUUAUGGACUUCUUUUCCAACGAGUUCAAAAGUGGUUUUGUGGAGCUGCUGCGGCGGCGUUUUGGGACAAAGCGCGUUCACAACAAUAUCGUGUACAAUGAGUACAUCAGUGACCGCGAACACAUUCACAUGAACGCCACGCGCUGGGAGACGCUCACCGACUUCACCAAGUGGCUCGGACGACAAGGUCUUUGCAAGGUGGACGAGACGCCAAAAGGCUGGUACAUCCAGUACAUCGACCGCGACCCCGAGACCAUCCGGCGGCAGGAGGAGCUGGCGAGGAGGAAGAAGCACGAGCUGGACGACGAGGAGCGCAGCGCCAAGUUCAUUGAGGAGCAAGUCCGCAGAGGGCGCGGGGGCAAGGAGGAGGAAGAAGACCCAGUUUACACCGAGCUGAAGCGAGAGAGUGAAGAGGAAAAAGUUGCUUUCAAUUUGGGGGCUGGUGCAUCACUGGCUGGUCCUUCUACAUCGAGUUCCCUCCUGGCCACGAGUGCUCUUGCAAAGGCGUCGUCGACAAAGAGGAAAGAGCCGUCCUCCGCUUCCGACUCGCGGGACAAGAAGCGCAAGUCGGCCCUGGAGCAGAUCAUCGAGAUGGAGGAGAGGAAGAAACAGCAGCAGCAGCCGCUCAAGACCGACCAUUGGCUGCAGCCCAACAUCGUGGUCAAGGUGGUCACCAAGAGGCUGGGGGACAAGUACCACAGGAAGAAGGCUGUCGUCACGGAAAUGCGAGAUCCAUUCACGGCGGUGGUGAAGAUGAUCGACUCCGGGGACAAACUCAAGCUGGACCAGAACCACGUGGAGACGGUGAUACCUGCGCCGGGAAAACGUGUCAUGAUCGUCAACGGAAACUUCCGCGACACGGAGGCCGUGCUGGAGGGCAUCGACGAGAAGAACUUCUGCGCUUCGCUCACGCUCGAUUCCGGUCCACAGAAAGGAAAGCGAGUGGACGUCGCCUACGAGGACUUCUCCAAACUGGCUUGAACAUAUGGGGUGGAGGGGGGGGGGAAUUCCCCCCCUCCCUUCUCCUCCUUCUCUAAAGAUCUCUACUAUGUCAGAGUUCUUUACUCUCAAAUCUUGACAGACGUUUCUUCAUCUUGUAGCCACCGUUUUUUUUUUUUUUUUUUUUUUUUUAAUCACAAACAAGUCAAGGCGACAAAUUGUACAGAUGAUGUUUAGCUUUUCAACUCAAUUCAAUGUGGCAAAUGAUUGCACUCAUGAUUUCAACUCUAAAAUUAAGGAACUCGCAAACAGGACAUUCGUGGGGAAAAGUUGUGUUUUUGUUUUUU
Hippocampus comes (tiger tail seahorse) is the source of this 1586-nucleotide messenger RNA. RefSeq names its product Kin17 DNA and RNA binding protein (gene kin). Gene Ontology annotation, biological process: DNA replication; DNA damage response. Gene Ontology annotation, molecular function: double-stranded DNA binding. Bases 112 to 1281 code for a protein of 389 amino acids. Gene Ontology annotation, cellular component: nucleus. The record is from RefSeq and is a predicted model, not a curated record. Lineage: Eukaryota; Metazoa; Chordata; Actinopteri; Syngnathiformes; Syngnathidae. The transcript has 12 exons.